CCUUGUCCAACUUCUCCUUGAGCCACUCGUUACUUACCAGCUCGCGCCUAAUCAUAUUCACUCAACAUGCUGAUCAAGGUCAAGACCCUCACUGGCAAGGAGAUUGAGCUCGACAUUGACCCUGAAGAUAAGAUUACGCGUAUCAAGGAGAAGGUCGAGGAGCAGUCCGGUGUGCCGCCACAGCAGCAGAGGUUGAUUUUCAGCGGGAGGCAAAUGCCGGAUGAUAAGAGCGCAAAGGACUUCAACAUUACCGCUGGCGCAGUCCUGCAUCUUGUUCUUGCUCUCCGUGGCGGCUGCUGAAGCCACCUAUGGUUCUAGGACUCAUCCGACCUGCCUGUAUCCACUAUCUACCAACUAGCACAAGACCAUGAAUCCAAUGUACCACCCCGUCGUCCCCUUAGAUCCAACUAAUCUACUGCUCGUCUGCUGACCCCCC
This is a messenger RNA of Coniophora puteana RWD-64-598 SS2, 436 nucleotides long. RefSeq names its product ubiquitin. The transcript is spliced from 5 exons. The coding region runs from base 67 to 300 and encodes 77 amino acids. Gene Ontology annotation, cellular component: cytoplasm; nucleus. Gene Ontology annotation, biological process: protein neddylation; regulation of proteolysis; modification-dependent protein catabolic process. The record is from RefSeq and is a predicted model, not a curated record. Lineage: Eukaryota; Fungi; Basidiomycota; Agaricomycetes; Boletales; Coniophoraceae. Gene Ontology annotation, molecular function: protein tag activity; ubiquitin protein ligase binding.